CUUUCGUCAUCAACGCGAGCAUAUAAAUUCUCUGUGCAGAAGCUCCAUAUCGUAGAAGUUUUUAAGUUGACGAGAUUUCAAAGUUGCUGCUAGACUUCAGUCACAGAAAUGGCACAAGCUAAUGUUAUCACCACUAGAUCUCUUGGUACCGCUUCUGAAGGUAUUAGAGAUCAGUACGCCGAUGGAAAGGCGGCAAAAGUUUGGGAAGUCUUCAUUGGAGACAAAAACUCCAGAACUCAAAAUUACAAAAACUUUUUGGUGGGAUUAUUGAAGAGAAAGGGAUGCAAAAGAAUUUUGGAUGUAGCUUGCGGAACCGGUAUUGACUCAAUAAUGUUACUAGAAGAAGGAUUUGAAGUGGUGUCCGUGGAUGCUUCGGAUAAAAUGUUAAAAUAUGCUCUGAAAUCAAGAUGGAAUCGACGAAAAGAAGCUGCAUUCGACAAAUGGGUUAUCGAGGAAGCGAACUGGGUAACACUAUACGACGACAUCGAAGACUUAGUAGGAAAUGGUUUUGAUGCUGUCAUUUGCUUAGGAAACUCAUUUGCCCAUUUACUUGACAAUUACGGAGACCAAAGAGAACAGAUGCGGGCUUUAAUGAACUUUGAAAAGUGUGUAAAGCCAGGCGGUUUACUUUUGAUCGACCACAGGAAUUAUGAUGAUAUUAUUGAUACCGGAAGAACAGCACCAAAAUGUAUUUAUUAUAACAGUUAUCACACCACAGAUAUUAAAACAUCAGUAUUGUAUAUUGCUGGGAAGGCAGCUUUAGUAACCCUAGAUUAUUUAAUUGACGUAUCAUCCUCAGAGAAUGAAAAACGAGAUGCUGUGAUAGAAGACUCAAUAAGCGAAUUCCGCCUUUCCUAUUAUCCACACAGAUUGAAAGUUUUCAACGAGAUGUUAAGAAAAUCCUUUGGCGAAAAUUCCGACUACAAAAUCUUUGGAGACUUUAAACGUUUGGAAGAAAUUGACGUACCAAACUUUUAUAUCCACGUUAUCGAAAAAAGUUCUACUAUUUUUUAAGUAGUUUAGUAUUUAAGUAUUCCCUUUAUUUAAUUAUUCUUAUAUAAGUUAUUUUUUAUAGUUAAUAUACAUUUGCUGUUGUUUUAUUAGAGUAAAUAUAUUUUUUAUUGUUU
Molecule: messenger RNA, 1127 nt
Organism: Diabrotica balteata
Lineage: Eukaryota; Metazoa; Arthropoda; Insecta; Coleoptera; Chrysomelidae
Source: the annotation of a GenBank genome assembly